GUAUCUAUCGGAGAGACUUGAAUGUUUUUACCUUGAGCACGCAUAUCAUUAUCAGAGAAGAUAUGACCAUUUGUGGAUUUUUGUUAUUUCGACCAUGAGUUGACCAAUCGAGCAGUCGAUAAUUGUGAAAGGUAAGGAACGAAGACAUAAUUACCAUCCUUUUCAUUCGGGGAUUGGAAUCGAUGUGGUGCUUUUUGCUAGACUGUCCAUUGUAUAGUUUGCCAACGAAAGCUCGUGCUCUAUGUCACCGCUGUGAUGGCAAGUUUCAGCGUUCUAUACUGUCUGGCAAAAACAGAGUAUUUCAACGCUCGACACGGGAAUCCCAAAGUGGGUGUGGUACACUUUUUCUCUUUUCCAAGCUGAAGUUUGACCAAUCCACCGUUGUUUACUGGUUGAAAAAGACCGUACAGUUUUUUCAAAGUGAAAAUGGGCAGUUUAUUUUGUUUGGUCUCGUUUGUUAUCUUGUGUUGUCUGGGAAGAUUUCGUGGAUAUUUGACUCGUUUUUGAUUUUCUUCUCUGUAAUCAGUAUCAUUCCCAUAAUAGGGUUGUUGGUGUUUCGUUGGUGGGUAACCCAAAAUGUUGUUCAAGUAUUUUGUCCCAACUGUUCGUCACCAGUAGUGGGAAUUAAAGGUCGAGAAGUUCCCUGUAGUAAUUGUGGAUAUUUGUUGACGGUGGACGAUCAAGUCAUUAUUGCCAAGGACUCUUCGAAUAGGAAAGACGGAAACAAGAAGAAGCAGUCGACUAUAUCUGUGAUUGAUGUGGAUGCCAGGGAAGUAGGAGAUGAAUAAAGUGAGACUCUGUACAGAAAUAACAAAUCUAUUUUAGUUUUCACAAUUGAAAUUAUUUCAUUCUCUUUGGAGAACAAGUUUCUGUUAAUUCUAUGUCCAUUUGGAAAACUUCAUCUGUAACAACUCUAUUAUCUACUUAUUGGAUGAUAGAGUAAAUAUAAUUGAUGCACA
Molecule: messenger RNA, 959 nt
Organism: Galdieria sulphuraria
Lineage: Eukaryota; Rhodophyta; Bangiophyceae; Galdieriales; Galdieriaceae
Exons: 2
Coding region: 183-788 (201 amino acids)
Source: RefSeq, a predicted model, not a curated record